AAAUGUCUAGAUGUGUACCAAAACCCAGCAUGGAAACCAGCCGAGUCAAAUCUCUCAAAGAACCUGUUAUGAGAGAUCUUUACAGUUUUAGAGAAGCCCCUGCAAAUGUUUAGGAACUGAAUACUACCAGAACUUAAUGUCCUUUCUGAUUGAGAUAUAGUUCAUACACACUGACUUGUAUCACAGUGGUUGGGCAUUUGAAGCAGCUUACCAAAUAUCAAGCCGUGUGUUGGAAACUCAGUCCAGGCCUGUUUAUGAGGCAGUACUAAUUGAUUGCUACUAAAUUUCUUUGUUGAAUGGAAGUUGGAGGUUUCCCCAUGUGUUUCACGAGCUUGGAAGCGAUCAAAUUAUUGAUAUCUGGUCAGCAAACUCAACUGGUAUGGCAUGUGAUUAUCCUAUUGAUGCUGAGUUUGGGUGCGAUGUCUACUAAGUGAAUCCCGUGGUUCCUGUAAGCAUCCAUUUACCUUGAUUUCUCUUAUACAAAUGGAGGGAAAAGCAUCUAUUUGUGAAGAUUCCUGCACAUCCACUAGUAUUUGGAGAUAGAUUUCAAGGGAAUAUGUUUCUUUUUGGACUGUGAGAUGCUUUUCUUAUGCCACUGCUUUUGUUUCGGAACAAAUCAUAAAUUUAUCCCAGAUUAGGUUCCAGGGAAGAAUCAAUGAAUUUCUUGGCAAAAUACUACACUUUUUAACCAAAGCAAUGAAAGUCUUGUAAAAAAAGUUACUUGGUGAAUUGUGGCAUUGGCAGGUAUCUAAUUACAAGUCUUAGUGUAUUGCAAAUAGUUAAUUUUUAGGGGUUUUUUUAUUUUCUAAUAAUUUCUACUAGGAGUGACAAGCCCGGAGUGUAGAAUGUCGCUUUGAAUGGUUUUCAAUAUGGUUAAAGUCAUAAUAAUUUUAAUUAAUUUGUGAAUUGUAGUAUUUAAAAGAAAUCUGGCUUUUCAUGCAUGCUCUUACAUGAGAUGAUGGAUGAAAUCUUCAUUUAGGGCUAAGAAUAUGCUAAUCCUCAGUUGUUGAACAUGGCAUUCUUGCAUUUAGGGAAGGCACUUGUCCCUUGGAAAGUUAGGACAUAUUCUUAUCUAACAAAAGGGAGAAAGUGAGAUAAAAUGUAAUUAAAAGUUGCACUAUCACUAUUCUUGAUAAGAAGGAAAGGGAGAAAAAGCUUAAAAAAAAAAAAAGGAAAAUAAAGAUGGCAUUCUUUUGUGACAGACAGAUUUUGGCUAAGAAAGAAUUGAAAAAUAAAGGCAAAUGUGCCAUCAUCUUCCCUACCAGUUUAGCUUUCAUUCCGUUUCUGUUAAAGUGAUUUGAUAUUAUUGUGUCCAAAUUUUUAAUUUUAUUUUUAGUCUAAAAGGAAGGAACUGAAUUCUAAUUUUUUGGAGAAAAUUAGGAAGAAUAAUAGCUUCUUAAAUCAUCAUAUAUCCUAACCUUGCAAUUAAUUCCAAGAAGCUUUGAGGAUAGUGAUGGAAUGAAAUAAGUUAAUAAAAGAAAUAAAGAAGUGAGAGAGAAUUAAUAAAUAUAAGCAUACAGACAUUACAGAAAAAAUUAUAAUUCAUAUAAUCGUUGUGUAAUAUGAAAUAUGCAAUGGUUUUGUAAAAAUUGAACCUAAAAAGAAUGUUAAGUGGGCCAUUACCCAAACCCAAAACAAGAGGCUCCUUAUUCAUAUCCAAACCUUAGAUUUCAUUUCCUUGCAACAAAAUAUCAAAAUAGAUCAUAAAUGUGCCUUCUCCUGCCCCCUAACCCUUAUUAUAAUUUGUGAUUCCUUGACUUGCCUUUGUUUCAAACUCAGGUAUCACCAUCAUCGCUUAGGAGGUUCCACCAUUCUGCCCAAUAAUAAUGAAUUGCCAGUAUAACAGGAAAAUAAAUAAAAAAAAAAUCUUAAAAAAAAAAUCUCAUUGUUCAUUUUAUAUGUAUAUAAAUAUUGUCUGGCAGCUGGAAGGUGAAUUAAAAGACUGGGGGGGUGGGCUGGGGCAUGAAAGUCGAAACCACCGUCUGUCCAGUUUCCGCCAUUGUCGAUCUCAUCAUCGGUCAUCAUGACCAGCUCCUCCGCCACCUCCCGCAAGGCUCUAAGCAAGAUCGCUUCGAAUCGACUCCAGAAGGAGCUGGUCGAGUGGCAGGUCAAUCCACCCGUGGGGUUCAAGCACAAGGUCACCGAUAAUCUUCAAAGGUGGGUAAUUGAAGUGAAUGGAGCUCCGGGAACGCUUUAUGCCAAUGAAACGUACCAUCUUCAGGUCGAUUUUCCUGAGCACUAUCCCAUGGAAGCGCCACAGGUUAUAUUUUUGCAGCCGGCUCCCCUGCACCCUCACAUCUACAGCAAUGGCCAUAUUUGUUUAGAUAUCUUGUAUGAUUCGUGGUCCCCAGCCAUGACCGUCAGUUCAAUUUGUAUCAGCAUUCUCUCCAUGCUAUCAAGUUCAACUGUGAAGCAACGCCCAGAAGACAAUGAUCGGUAUGUCAAGAACUGUAGAAAUGGCAGAUCUCCAAAGGAGACAAGGUGGUGGUUCCAUGAUGAUAAAGUAUAAAUAACAGAGCAUCUUUCUGCUUUUUAGUUUAUGCGAUUUGGAGGCAUUUAUCUUCCUUGGAAGGAAAUUGUGAAACAAAGAACAAGGUAAAAGCAAAAAGGUUCUGGGAAGUAUUGAGGGCUUAAUUUAUGCUGUAAGUUAGUAGGUGGUAUUUGUAAAUGAAGUGGGAAAAAGAAACUUCUUUCUGGUAACUGGUGACUUAUUUAUAAGGGAUAACUCUGCACCUACUCUCAACCUGAACACUAUAAAUCGUUACUGUGCCUGUGAUCUAUUAUUGUCGCCUCUAACUCUAGUAUUCUCUUGUCCCGAAUCACAAUUUGAGUGAUUCAUUUGUGUCUUAACUCAUUUUCAGCUUCUUGUUUA
Molecule: messenger RNA, 2872 nt
Organism: Diospyros lotus (date-plum)
Lineage: Eukaryota; Viridiplantae; Streptophyta; Magnoliopsida; Ericales; Ebenaceae
Product: probable ubiquitin-conjugating enzyme E2 16
Exons: 6
Coding region: 2024-2509 (161 amino acids)
Source: RefSeq, a predicted model, not a curated record